CCUUAAGAGCAGCUCUCUCCAUAGCAACUGAAAACUUUUCAAGGCAGCAAUAAGCUAAUCCUCUCCAGCUUCCAGAGCACCAUCAAGGAAUUUUAAAAACAUUGGACUUCCAUCAGCUAAAUACUUCUGAGGAUUCAGAAGGCCACAAAACUAGAUGCACAGGCAUUCUUUUUCCCUUCAGAAGAUUCCUCAGGUUUCAAGUUUAAGCUGUGAAGUGCAAACAACAAUCCAACAUUCAGUGCAGAUCACGCACUGCAGGAAGAGGAGAUGUGUUUUCUGACCAAGCAUCCAGCUCUUGGGGUGGUAUGUUCUGCUCUCAUAUUCAGCGUGCUCAUUGCUGAAGGACAGCCUGGGGAAGAGCAUGGGCAGGAUGUCAGCUAUGCUCCCAGCCGAGGUUAUCUGAUGGAAGUUUUACGCGUUCUUUCAGCUGACAACACUGAGCUCCACAUGAACCACUCACGAGAACUGGUCAAAAUGUUACUGGAGAGAGCUGAGUGCCCACAGCGGAUUUAUGGCAUGCAAGAGGAUUGUAAUCUGUGCCUUGAAGCAGAUGCUUUGAUACUAGUAGCUGGUGGAGAUUUAGCAGACCAUCUCAGCGAAGAAGUAUUUGAGAGAAUUUCUCUUAUUCUUCUCUACUACAUUCUUCAUCGUGGAGAUAUGUGUUCUCCAGAACUCAGCUUGAAUAAUAAGGAUUAUAAAUUUUAUCUACAGAGUAUGCUUAGUUUAAGACAUGAUGAAGACUGUUAUUAUUUUUCACGGAAUGAAACUGAAGAUACUUUGGCUGCAGUAAGGCAACAUUUUAAAAGUUCUGAAACCCAGUGUGUUGAUGUGAGUAUUCUGGAGAAAAAUGCUGAUAUAAUAGACAGAGAUGGUGCUGAUGAAAACACUCUUCCACGCCUGGCUGCUUUAAUCAUUACUCUGGCUCUCCAAGGAGUUUGUAUGGGGAAAGCAAGUUUGCCCUCCCCAGAAUUUUUUAUAAAAUAUAUUUUCAAUUCUCUGAACAGUACCACUGAGCUUCAAGUGACAGAACUAGAUCGACUACUGAAUGUGCUUACAGCCAAAAAGACCUGCACUGUAAAUGGACAGUUUCACAGUCACAAAAGAAGACGUUAUAGUAUGGCAACCAGAGAUAUUGGAACCAGAAAUAUUCCAGUCAAAGGAGACCGUAAAGAAGGAGACUAUCUGAAAGGUCAUUUUGGAGAUUAUGAAAGGAAUGCAGAUUGGGACCAGGUUUGUUUCUCUGCCAAUGAACUUGUGAAGAUUUUUUUAAAAAACAGUUCUUCCUCCAUUUCUAAGGACCACUUCAAGCAAAUCAGUCCAGCUAUCAUUCAGCAACUAUUAAGCUGUUCAUGUCAGCAUCCUGACUCCAAGCAGACAAAGUUUCCACCAACAGCUUUGGAAAAAUAUGGUUACAGCACUGUUGCUGUUUUACUUAUUACUAUUGGAUCUAUGUUUGGUACAACCCUCAUUUUAUUUAACUCCUGUCAAGAAAUCUAUACACUCAUUUUACAGCUGUUUGUCGGUUUGGCUGUUGGGACCCUUUCUGGAGAUGCAUUGCUACACCUUAUUCCUCAGACUCUUGGUUUACAUAAACAUGAAGUACAAGAAGUAGAACAUUUCUAUGAGGGGAAAGAAUACAUUUGGAAACUUUUGGGAAUAAUUGGAGGAAUUCAUGGAUUUUUUCUGAUAGAAAAGUGCUUUUUUCUUUUGGUAACAACACGUGACCAGCAGGGCCUUUCUUUAGUUAAUGGGCACUGGGGACAUUCCCAUGAUCUUCCAGUGGAAUCUGAAUUAAAUGAACAUUCAGGCAGAGGCAAAUCUACUUCAACCAUACAGUUGAGAAGCCCAGAAGAUUCUGAGUCUGCUGAAGUUCCUCCAGAGAGUAAGGCGAUCAGCAAAAAAAGUAAGAAAAUUAGCUUGUUAGCAAUAAUGGUUUUGGUGGGUGACAGUCUUCACAAUUUUGCUGAUGGCUUGGUAGUAGGAGCAGCGUUCUCAUCCUCAACAGAAACAGGUGUGACAACGACUAUUGCUAUUUUAUGCCAUGAAAUUCCUCAUGAAAUGGGAGAUUUUGCUGUGCUGCUAAGUACAGGGCUCCCCACGAAGAUUGCAAUUUUGAUGAAUUUUAUAAGUGCACUAACAGCAUUCUUAGGACUUUAUAUUGGCCUUUCUGUAUCAACAGACUCAUGCAUUCAAAACUGGAUUUUUACUGUUACAGCUGGAAUGUUCUUGUAUUUAUCUUUAGCAGAAAUGCUUCCUGAAAUGACUCAUAUUCAGACGCGGCGACCCUGGUUGAUGUUUCUCCUACAGAACCUUGGAUUACUAUUAGGCUGGCUUUGCCUCCUACUUUUGGCUAUAUAUGAACAGAAAAUUAAAAUAUAAGUUUUCUAUCAGAAAUCUUGAAGUACCACUUAUAACAGUGGAUAGCAUUAUUCACAAUUUUGUCAUGUCUGCUAUAGUGACAUAUAAAGUUGCUGGGAUUUUUAUAUCUGAAAAGUAGAUAACUAUUUCAGUUUAUUAACUUAUUGUUCUGAUUUUGUAAUCUUUUUUGUAAACAUGAAUGUUUAGAAUUAUGUUUUAUUUGUUAUUGAGUUUACCAGAUCCCAUGCUCAAACUCACAGGAGCUUUUGAUUAGUUUUUAUUGAGACCGUUCUAGUUGAAUGUUCUAAGUGAUCUUUGCCAGUUUGAUUGAAGAAAAGAAAAAUAUACUUUUAUAUGCAAUAAUUGAAGUGGACUAACCAUAGUUGAAUAAUUUGAAGCAGAAAUGAGUUUUGCCUCUUAGUACAAAGAAUAAAUGUAUUUCUAUAAAACUAAAAAGUGUAGCAAAGCUAAACUGUUAAAUGGCAUACAGCAAUCUCAUAUUAUAUGCACUAUCUACUUUGUCAGCAUAAAGAUCCUCAGUAAUCAUAUCUUCCUGCUCCACUGUGGCAGGUAAAAAAUUACAAAUGUAAAUGUUGAAGUUUAUGAUCUAAAAAUCUGAGAAUGUCCUUUUCUCUCUGUAAUAUAAUUUGUCAUAUGUGCAAUGGAAUCUGUGACAGUCAAGCAUUGGACUAUAUAGUAACUGUCAGAGUAACCACCUUCUACAUUAUCUCACCUCUGAUGGUUGCUCAUAGUAAACGCUUAUGAAGGAUCAUAAGCAUAUAUGUUUAAAUUGUUUUUCCCUGAUAUCCCUUCCAGGCUCCUCAAACCAAUGGAUUCCUUGAGCCGGACACUGCUUCUGAGCCAUCAUGUUUAAUAAACAUCAAUAGUGCCUUCCUGUCA
Tyto alba (common barn owl) is the source of this 3258-nucleotide messenger RNA. It is a transcript of the gene SLC39A12, whose product is annotated as solute carrier family 39 member 12. The coding region runs from base 268 to 2379 and encodes 703 amino acids. The transcript has 13 exons. Gene Ontology annotation, biological process: intracellular zinc ion homeostasis; zinc ion import across plasma membrane. The record is from RefSeq and is a predicted model, not a curated record. Gene Ontology annotation, molecular function: zinc ion transmembrane transporter activity. NCBI's taxonomy places the organism in Eukaryota, Metazoa, Chordata, Aves, Strigiformes, Tytonidae. Gene Ontology annotation, cellular component: membrane.